Vanrija pseudolonga is the source of this 2208-nucleotide messenger RNA. RefSeq lists its product as uncharacterized. The transcript has 8 exons. The coding region runs from base 1 to 2208 and encodes 735 amino acids. Lineage: Eukaryota; Fungi; Basidiomycota; Tremellomycetes; Trichosporonales; Trichosporonaceae. The record is from RefSeq and is a predicted model, not a curated record.
AUGACGAGGUCCUUCCUCAUCCUCGCCCUCGUGGCCAUUAUCGCCCUCUCCUUCACCCCCCAGGUUGCAGCCUUUGGCGCAGGCAACAUUCCUUCGUUCUCUUAUCUCGAGGACAAGGCGUUCCGCCAUGGCGAUAUCGAGGACAUUCUCGUCGACAUGCUCAAGGUCACUGGCAGUGGCUUCCUCAGCCGUGGAACCAAGUUUACUGGCCUGGACGUGAAGCGUGCUGUCGACGUCGGUGCGCUCAAGAAGGCCAACCUCCAGACUAUUCUCAACGUGGUUCUUGUCCUCGGCUUCCUCGCUCACGGUUACGUUACCAACGAGUUUGAGGCCACCAAGGAGCGCGUCGGCUGCUACCUCCCCGUUGAGCACAUUGACAACCCCAAGGGUUACGCCGAUGGAGAGGAUGCCAGGCAGUACGACCCCCGUCUCCGUGGCCCUAUCGACCCGAGGGAGCUCGAGAUUGACCCCCAGACGGGCAUGAAGAACUACAUUGCCAAUGAGCAGGGUGGCUGGGACACAUCCAAGGCUCUUGUCAGGCGCCUCAUGAUCCAGUGUAUCGAGCUUGGUCGCAAGUUCAAGCAGACUGGCGACAAGAACGACCAGUACGAGGCGUUCCGCCUUCUGGGCACCUUCCUCCACACACUUGAGGACUUCACCGCCCACUCCAACUACUGUGAACUGGCCCUCAUUUCCAUGGGCCACCAGAACGUGUUCCCUCACGUUGGUCAGAAUGUCAAGAUCCGCGCCCCCAACGGACGUGACGUGUACCCCCUCGUCACCGGCACGUUCGGUGGGGCCGACUUCAUUCACUCGCUUAUGGGUGAGGCGACCGACCACCUCAGCCAGGCCUCAGUCUCCGACCUCGUUUCCAAGAUCAGCCACGCCAAGACGGUUGAGGAGGUGCAGUCCUCGUCGGCCAACCGCCUGCGCACAAUGUUCUUCGACCUCCCCGGUAGCGACGGGCAGGAGCUUAAUGCCGAGAUGGAGAGAGUUCAGAACCGUGCUGCCGGCGCUCAGUCCGGUGCCGAGCAGCUGAGCCCCCAGGAUCUCUACAAGGUUCUUUGGCAGAUCCUCUCGUUCCGUGACUCGGUCAUGAAGAGUGUCGAGAGAACUAUCGACCGCAUCCCCGGUCUUAGCUCCCUCACUGAGAAGAUUAGCAACUCGGUGUCCAUCUUCGUCAUCACCACGAUGGAGCCGUUUGUCAAGCCUCUGAUUGGCAACGCUACCAACGCUCUGCAGACGUCGUCGCAGGCCGUCAUUGACUCACACGACCAGUACGAGGUUUGGAACGACUGGAACGCGUCGGACCCUACGCACUCGUUCCUCUCCAAGGACCACUUUGCCCUUCUCCUAAACCAGCCCGCUGGUGAGAUUGCCAAGAUCAUUGUCAAGUACACAGUCGAGCGUGUCGUCAGGGCAUGGGACGACCCCAAGCAGAACCCCCAGGCGAUCGCCGAGGACGUUCUCCAGGUGCUCCACCACCCCGACUUCCGCAACCCCCAGUGUGAGUGCCUCAAUCACGCCACGUUGGGUACCGCUGACCUUGCCUCAGCCCAAAUUCAGAACGAAAUGUUCAACCACAUGGGCAAGUGGCUCAACGAGCUUGGAGGCAACAAGAACCAGGCCAUCGACCGCCUUACAGCCGACAGCGUCAAGGGUGGCAAGAACAAGCGUAUCGGCGACAACUCGACCGACACUGCCCAUGUCCACAACCCUCUCCUUCCCGAUGGUGGCCUUCAGGCUGUCAUUGCCGCUCAGGGUGGCCACAUGCCCGGUGCGAGCUAUUUGAACGCCGGCCAGGACCUCGCGAGCGGCAAGAUGCCAUGGCAGCAGGGCUUCGGCUCGGGUGGCUCCAACGCGUGGCGUGGUGCCGACGAGAGCAACUUGCAGCAGCAGCCCCAGCACGGAGCUGGCGGCGGCCAACAGUUUGGCCAGGACCAGAGCUACCAGCAGCCUCAGCACCAGUUCGGCCGCGACCAGGGCUUCCAGCAGGACAACUACAGCUUUGGUGGUGGCAACGAGCAGAACCAGCAGCAGCAGUGGGGUGGCAACCAGCAGCAGCAGGGCCAGUGGGGCCAGCAGCAGCAGCAACAGCAGCAGCAGGGCCAGUGGGGUCAGCAGCGUCCCAACAACGAGGGCUUCCCUGGUGCUGGUUUCGGCCGUGAUAACAACUACCAGGGUGACAACUACCAGUUUGGCAGGUAA